GACCAUAUCCUCGUCCCUCUCAAUCUCCUUCUCUUCGCUGCAGAGACGGCCGUCACGACAUUGACUUGCGUUGUCGACGUCGGCGCUUGGGAAGGGUACACUGUCCUGCAACGCAACGAUUUAUAUGCGUUGUAUGUCCCGUAUUUGGUUGUU
Messenger RNA from Capronia coronata CBS 617.96, 153 nucleotides. RefSeq lists its product as uncharacterized. The annotation marks the transcript as partial. The transcript has a single exon. NCBI's taxonomy places the organism in Eukaryota, Fungi, Ascomycota, Eurotiomycetes, Chaetothyriales, Herpotrichiellaceae. The record is from RefSeq and is a predicted model, not a curated record.